Blastomyces dermatitidis ER-3 is the source of this 4724-nucleotide messenger RNA. Its product is annotated as 26S proteasome regulatory subunit N2. Gene Ontology annotation, biological process: regulation of protein catabolic process; proteasome-mediated ubiquitin-dependent protein catabolic process. Gene Ontology annotation, molecular function: enzyme regulator activity. Bases 646 to 4056 code for a protein of 1136 amino acids. Gene Ontology annotation, cellular component: nucleus; proteasome complex; proteasome regulatory particle, base subcomplex. Lineage: Eukaryota; Fungi; Ascomycota; Eurotiomycetes; Onygenales; Ajellomycetaceae. The transcript is spliced from 5 exons. The record is from RefSeq and is a predicted model, not a curated record.
CGGGGGUAUGGUAUCCUGUUUUUUAAGUGCGGGGAAGCCUGUUCAUCUCGCCGCGUUUCCCCUUCAAAGAAAUCUCGACCAAGAGAGUUGGAAUAGCUAAGGAUGGAGAGUUUAGUUAACCAUUUUAUCCCAGCAGACUCAGACCCUCUCUUCUGCUCGGUUGCAGCAUAUUUGUAGGAUAAUUGAAGUUCACAAAGAAUAUUAUAUAGGGACGGGGCUUGUAAGCUUACGUAACGAGUCCUUUUUCUCAGGUAGCUGUCCACGUGACCCUCCAGCUAUAGGGAACCACGACAGCCUAACCCGGAUUGGUCAGCUCCGACUUCGUUCGCUGCGUUUCCAGGACGUGUAGGACCGAGACGACGACGACUUGCGCCUCAACAUCACCAAAAUCACUAUCUUCACCUCCCUUCCCACGACCACGAAAUAGCCUCACCUCCUCCCAAACCUUUGUUGCUGGACCCGCAUUUUGUUCUUUGCUUUGCCUUUUCUCUUUACGCCAGCUUACCCUUGUCUCUCCCUUUGACCUGUUCUCUCAUAGUACUGGGCGCCGUCGUUGUCCCAAUUUGAUCUCUCUUUCACAACGCAUUUCUCAACAAGGCGCCUCGUCUCUGGCAAAAUACUUUAAACGGAGCAUCACUAGACACUAUGGUUGGGCUUGUUUCCGCUGACGGCUUGGUCGGCUUUCUCUCCGAGCCCGAUCCUGAGCUGAAGAUGUUUGCGCUCAAAGCUUUGGACGCCCAAGUUGACCUGCUCUGGACUGAAAUUGCGGAUUCUAUUGACCAAAUAGAGGCACUCUACGAAGAUGAAUCUUUCCCGGAACGUGAGCUGGCGGCUCUGGUUGCCUCCAAGGUAUAUUACCAUCUUCAGGAAUACAAUGAGAGCAUGGUGUUUGCCCUUGGCGCCGGAAAGCUGUUAAAUUUGGACCAUGGUGGCGAGUUUGAGGAGACCAUAAUAUCGAAAUGCGUGGAUACGUUUAUCUCGAUAUCUGCUAGCCCGAAACCUCAGAACUCCGCCCAAGCUGCUAACAAGGUUCCUCGUCUGAAUACGUCAUUCCCUCUAACCGCAAAUGGGGCUACCAGCACUUCCGCAGGACUUACCUCACCCAUCACUCCAUUCUCCCAGUCUGCCCUACCGUCAAAAUCACUCCUUUCACGGCAAGACUCAGUUUCACUGGAAACCGGUGGCGAAGAUAUCGGUGCGGAUCCCAGUGAACUCCCACUUGUUAUCCAGCGCGGUGUUCAGAAACAACUUCAUGGUGUCAUUGAAAGGUUAUUCGAGCAGUGUUUCCGCGAGAAACGCUACCGCCAGGUCGUUGGAAUUGCCGUUGAAGCAAAGAAUCUCGACGUCCUUCGUACUGCUAUCUUGCGUGCGAGUGAGGAUGAGAAAAAGGAAAAUGGGGAGUCAUCUCGGAGUGGUGAGGAACUUAUGGAAUAUGUUUUGGAUAUCUGUAUGAGCGUUGUUCAAGAAAGGGCCUUUCGAAAUGAGAUCCUUAAAUUGAUUCUCGAGCUCUUAAACGAAAUCCCUUCUCCUGAUUAUUUUUCCAUCGCAAAAUGUGUUGUCUACCUUAAUGAACACUCAAUGGCUUCGGAUAUACUGCGUCAGCUCGUUGAAAAAGGAGACCCGCGUUCUCUUUCUGUGGCCUAUCAAAUUUCCUUCGACUUGUACGACAACAGCACUCAGGAAUUUUUGAGAAAGGUCCGACAAGAAAUCAGCCAACUUAUCCCCGAAUCGAGCGAGACAGAAUCUCAGAAUAUGGGACAUGACGGCAGCGCAGCCAAGGAAACGGAUUCUCUACUCCAAAAUCAAGAGGGUGCACCCGAUACUUCAAACAGUCGGAGCUUAGGCGCCGGAAAUGAGAAGGACAAGUUAUCCGAGGACGCGCGGGCGGCCUUCAAGUCCAUCUGCGACAUCAUCGACGGAGUCAAUUCGAUCCAACUAAAUUUGGAAUUCCUAUACCGAAACAACAAGGCCGAUAUUUCUGUUCUCAACAAGAUAAAAGACAGCUUGGAAGCUCGUAACUCCAUUUUUCAUAAUGCCGUCACACUAGCCAAUGCCUUCAUGCAUGCAGGAACAACACACGACAAGUUCUUCCGUGAUAACCUCGAAUGGCUCGGCAAGGCCGUUAACUGGUCCAAGUUCACCGCUACAGCGGCUCUGGGUGUGAUCCAUCGAGGAAACCUUACACAGGGACAGAAACUCUUAGCACCAUACCUUCCCAAAGAGAAUAUUGCAGGAGUCGGAGGCGCGGGAUCAGUGUAUAGCCAAGGCGGUUCAUUGUAUGCCUUUGGCCUAAUUUACGCCAACCACGAGGGCUGGGCUGUCGAUUUGAUUCGGGAACAUUUUACGAAAGCAACGGAAGAAGUAGUCCAACACGGUGGAGCACUGGGUCUUGGCGUCGCGGGAAUGGCUACCGGUGAUGAAGGCAUUUACAAUGACCUCAAAGUUGUCCUUGAAACUGAUUCCGCUCUUAAUGGAGAAGCUGUGGGUCUUGCGAUGGGUCUGGUUAUGCUUGGGAGUGGCAACAUGAAGGCCUUGGAAGAUAUGAUCCGAUAUGCCCAUGAUACGCAACAUGAAAAGAUCAUCCGCGGAGUUGCCAUGGGAAUGGCUCUUAUCAUGUAUGGGCGACAGGAAGCUGCGGAUGAAUUGAUCAAUGGCCUCUUGGGUGAUCCUGAUCCUACGCUACGCUACGGUGGUAUUAUGGCCAUUGCCCUCGCUUACUGCGGGACAGGUAGCAAUAAGGCAGUCCGACGACUCUUACAUGUUGCUGUUAGUGAUGUCAGCGAUGACGUACGGAGAGUCGCUGUGAUGAGUCUUGGAUUCAUUCUCUUCCGCAAGCACCAGAGUGUUCCUCGCAUGGUGGAGCUUCUUUCUGAAUCCUACAACCCGCAUGUCCGUUACGGCGCUGCUAUGGCACUCGGAAUAUCCUGCGCUGGAACCGGGCUGGACGAAGCCGUAGAUCUUCUAGAACCAAUGUUAAAGGAUCCAACGGACUUUGUGCGACAGGGCGCACUGAUUUCUUUGGCGAUGGUGCUUGUUCAGCAAAACGAGGCAAUGAACCCCAAGGUUGGCGCCAUCCGCAAGACGAUGCAGAAGAUGAUCGGGGACAGGCACGAAGAUGCCAUGGCUAAAUUCGGGUGUGCGCUUGCCCUGGGAAUCAUCGACGCAGGCGGGCGUAAUUGCACUAUCAGCUUACAAACGCAGACUGGCAACUUGAAUAUGCCUGGAAUUGUUGGAAUGGCUGUUUUCGUACAGUACUGGUAUUGGUUCCCGCUUUCGCAUUUCCUUUCGUUGAGUUUCACGCCUACGGCUGUGAUCGGAGUCGACCAGAAACUGGAGGUUCCUGUCUUUAAGUUCCACAGCAAUACCCGACCUAGCCUUUUCGACUACCCCCCUAAACAGCAGGUUAAAGCGGAUGAAGCGCCUGAGAAAGUUAAGACCGCUGUUCUUUCAACCACAGCUCAGGCUAAACGACGUGCUCAGCGGAGAGAAAAGCAGCAGCGCCGGGAAAGCAUGGAGAUCGACCAAACCCCUACGACUCCUAAGGUAUCGACACAACAUCUCGACAAGAUGGAUGUCGAUGAGAGCGCAGUGAAAACUGAGGACGAAGGGAAGGAUCGCGAGAAGGAGGAAACCCCAGCUGAAGCGCCAAAGCGAAAAGUGGAGAAGGAGAAAGUAGGCUAUGAGCUGGAGAAUAUGUCUCGAGUCCUUCCAGCGCAAUUGAAAUACCUAACCUUCCCCGAUCCGCGAUAUGAGCCCGUCAAGCGCCCAACCGGAGGAGUCGUUGUCGUUCUUGAUAAGGCGCCCUCAGAGCCACGUGAGAUCAUCGAGCUCCGGGCUAGUAGGGAGACAAAACAGACAGCGGCCGGAGAGACGAUCCAGGAUCGAAUCAAUGCUGCUAUGACCGCGCUGGAGCAACCUGUUGUUGUCACUGGCCCAUCUGGUGGAGCGGCAGCGGCGGCUGGUGUUCUUACCGCAGUUGAUGAGGAUGAAGAGGGAGCUGAAGAAGCUCCAGUGCCUAACGAGUUCGACUAUUAUUCUGAUAACGCGGAGGAGUAAGGGAUUGCAUGAAGUGAGAGCGGGUGGUGCCUCGCUUCUAUGUAAUAAUUCUGCUAUGUUCUCCGGGUCACUAGAAUGGUAGAACGGAGAAGCACAGAAAGCGGUGGGGGCGUUUCUUCUCUCCCCACAUCCCCCAGAUAUUCUGGUUGCAAGUUGCCCCUUAGUUUCUUCCCCUGCUUUUGGACUUUUCUCUUUGUCGACUACUACUAGGGCUAACAGGCUUUCAUACCUGGUUGAUCCCUCCUUGGAACUAGCAUUCACAUGUAUUUCUAUUUUUGAGUUUUCCCCCCCAAUACCUAUGCAUUUCCGUCCUCGUAGCAUAUAUAUGGAGUGCAUUAAAGAAAUAUAUGUUCUACUAGAAUAAUACACAGCAUGUUUUGGCAUUAACGAAAGAUCAGGGGAGUAGAGUAGAACUUGUAUAGUUUUCAAGACCAUCGCAAAGCUCAAUCCCAUAGGACUUUCCCAAGUUGAAAUCAUUAUGAACGAAUCCUACUAGCUAUAGCUUCGCCGUUGGCAACAAGAAAACCAUCUCUUCCCAUCCCAACCUGAAUAUUUGCAUAUGGUUUCACAUGCCCAUAAAAGCCUCUGUAAGGCCAUUCAUUGCACCGAUCCACUAAACCGGAAUUCUUUCAUUCUUUCUGGGGAUUAUUGGGACCUCGGUCCUCACA